AUGGCAGACCCCAAGGCGCCACAUAAAAUCACCCAAAUUGACGAGAAGAAACGCCUAUGUUUUCUAGAAUGGUUUAGUAACGCGAGAUUCGAAUGCUCAAAGGAAUCUAAAUAUCGCUACGUCUGCAGGGAUCCUGACCUUCACAAGAAUGUGAAUGACCUUUUCGAAGGGAUCUACGAAAAGGGAUUUAAAUAUACCGCGUGGAGAGACCAAGGCGAAUUCAGGGUCAUAAACCCGUCUGGUUCUGCAGAAAUCGUUAUUAUUUCUGGCACGCCACGGCUUAAACGAUCGAAUGCAAUACUACAACCAGGGUCCAUUACUGAGAUCACCAAUAGCGACGCCUUGACUCCUCCUUUGAACUGCAUUUAUGUGUUUGACGCCCUAGUGUUCCAUGAUCAGAAGGAGUGCGUGUUUGGUAACGAGAAUGCUGUAAUGAAGACUUUGACGCCUAUAUCGGCGGCUGUUAGGAAACGAUGGCUCUCUGAGCUCUACCUACACCUUGGCGACCAGAUGGAGCAGCGAUAA
This is a messenger RNA of Microsporum canis CBS 113480, 525 nucleotides long. RefSeq lists its product as uncharacterized. Bases 1 to 525 code for a protein of 174 amino acids. The transcript has 3 exons. Lineage: Eukaryota; Fungi; Ascomycota; Eurotiomycetes; Onygenales; Arthrodermataceae. The record is from RefSeq and is a predicted model, not a curated record.